UCUCUUAGCGACGGACGCUUAAGAAGGAGGGAGAAGAAGAUGUCCGGUAGUGGUGCGGGCCGCUGGACCAGGAUGUAUCCCGCUGGCCGGAUCCUGUUCGACAACCGCCGCUGCUCAAGUUACCCCGUGGCGCCUGGCCGAUGGCCCGUGCGCGCCACCUUGCAUCCGAUUAAGGGUUCCGCGAGGGCCUUCAACGCAUCCUGCGGCCUGCCCUGCUUGAACCCGCGCUCGUCUCUACGGCAGCCAGCAACGCAAGCUAGGAGGAUGUACCGCCGGAGUGCCAACGCCAAUUUCACUGGCAGCGGCGCUGUUUCCACCUCUGCGAAGAACGUGGCAAUUACACGGCACUCACUGGUCACGGACAGCUUUCUGUUGCGGCCGACCGAGCGCAAGGCGACCUCGUACUGCACUCUGGCGCUUGUCGUCAUCUGCCUGACAUCCACGUGCGCCUUGAUCUCCACGCUGUUGGUGAAGUUGUCCUCCAGCAUCAUCUACGAUUACGACGUAGCUGGCGGCCGAACUCGCGAGCCAUCCUUGCGGCGGGAAACUGACGUGCAGGUCCCCGCGGAGAAUGCCAGCGGGCCAUAUUUAGAACGCCGGGAUCCCCACGGAAAACCAGGCAGGACGCACCACGAACGCAGGAGAUCGAAGGGUGCGCCUUUCUCGCGAACGGCGGGUUCCCGCCGUUCCCGGGAAGAGUCACCGUUGUUCAGCGCUGCAACCUCUUCGAAGGCCCUUCACCGGGCUUUAGGUGACAAAAUUGCAAGGGUUUCUAACGUGACGGCAAGGUCUGCCAUCGAGCACACGUCAGGCACGUACGUAAAGCAAGCAACGAAACCAAAUUCUCCCACAGCGGACCCUACUACAUACUUCUUGGAUUUGGCAACAUCUUCAGCGAUGGGACGUUACGACAGCUUGUCCACCACGGUAAUUUUCACCGACGCUUCAGUGGGGUCUAAACUCUCCUCCAAUCCACUCCUUAGCGAGGCCUCGAACAUCUCGAGAACUUCGCCAGCCACAAGUUUGCCGAAAGCUUUUUCAUCCCCGCAAACUUGCACCACAAGUGCGCCCUUGAUUUCCGCAGACACUGCGGGUUUCCCAGAAAAAGCGUGGCUCGUUGUUGAUGCGACCAAGGGCAGCGGGCCGGGUCGCAGCAAGACAGGUCAGCUGCAAUGGCAGCAAGCAUUCCAGGCAUAUCUGUCGGAAAAUGCAUCUCGUUAUACCACAAGCCCCGCAACGUAGUCCAGAGCGCACUUAAGAUACACUUGACUAAUGAAUUCCUCUCCGAGGGCACUUCAGUCACUUCCACGUAACGGGACGCUUCAUUUCAAGAACCACAAAGUCCCGAGAGGGCUAGCAUUGCUGAAGGCUCUUCAGAAGAGUACCCACUCAGUGUUUGCGAGCUCCAGCGUCUCCGGGAUUAAUAUUAGGCAAAAACAAUUUGACAAAAUGCAUGAUUUCAAUUAAACUCGCGAAUUCUCCAAUGAAUGUAUUAAAAAUAUGCAUUAAAAUA
This is a messenger RNA of Dermacentor albipictus, 1513 nucleotides long. RefSeq lists its product as uncharacterized. The record is from RefSeq and is a predicted model, not a curated record. Lineage: Eukaryota; Metazoa; Arthropoda; Arachnida; Ixodida; Ixodidae.